Molecule: messenger RNA, 4004 nt
Organism: Nerophis lumbriciformis (worm pipefish)
Lineage: Eukaryota; Metazoa; Chordata; Actinopteri; Syngnathiformes; Syngnathidae
Product: Krueppel-like factor 9
Biological process (GO): regulation of transcription by RNA polymerase II
Molecular function (GO): DNA-binding transcription factor activity, RNA polymerase II-specific; RNA polymerase II cis-regulatory region sequence-specific DNA binding
Source: RefSeq, a predicted model, not a curated record
AUAGUCGGAGUUGAAUCGUGCUUGACUGUGGAAAUGAUCUCGACGAGGAAUGUUGAAGUUGUAUUUUAACCUGACUUUGAAUGGUCGCGCUUUGUUUGGGACCGUUGCUGAUUAUGAUAGAUAUUAUGCUAAAACCAUCAUAUGUAACAUUGUAUGGAUUCAGGUGAACAUAUUAAAUAGACGUGACCGUGUUGUUUUGCAGAAAUUCACCAGAGCAGCGUGGCAACUUUACAAACCGAGGGACACUGAACGCAUCUGCGGUCCGGAUCAGGGGGCGUGGGUUUGACCGGCUCGUGGAGGCUCAGACACAAUGAACCGUCAGUCGGUUGGGGGCACGCAUGUUGGGCCGGCGACUUUGGUUCUAUUUUAGCACUUUUUUUUUUUUUUUUUACUCUCUUUAGUGCCUUUCUUCGUCGCACUCGGUUACUGCGGGAUUCAUAAAGCUCUGUAUGGCGGUUACAAUGCUCACUUGGGAAGUGCUACUUCGUCGAGUUUGAUUAAAACGAGGUCGGCACCAGACUACAGUUAGCCCCUCCUGCUUUAUUUAUUUGUGCUAGCUCAGGCCGACUGCAACGAGGAAGACAACAAUGUCGGUCACCGCGUCCUCUGAUUACUUCGCAGCCGAGUGUCUGGUUUCGAUAUCGAGUGGCCCCGUUCUGCACAGACCCACCCCUGUGGCCCCCGCCAGCCAGCCGGCCACGGCGGGCCUGCUCCCCGGGGAGCACGACGGAUCGAGUGAGGACCGAGAAGUGCGGGAGACCCUGAGGUUAGAGGGGGCCAACAUGAUGACGGUGGCCGGUAUUCUCACCGACCUACACGGCAAAUUCCGGCCCAUGUCGGCCUACUCUGAGAGCAGCAACUCGUCGUGUGGAGGGGAAAGUGGUUACACCACGUUGUCCGACCCCACCACUCCGACCAUGACCCCCUCCGCUACCCCGGUGCCCGGACAGCAACCGCCGAGAGGGGGCCCUCGAUCCCCCGUUAAGAGACACCAGUGCACUUUCGACGGAUGCGACAGAGUUUACGGGAAAUCAUCCCACCUAAAGGCGCACAUCCGGACCCACACAGGUGAGCGGCCCUUUCCCUGCACCUGGCCCGACUGCGAGAAGAAGUUUGCCCGCUCCGAUGAGCUGGCUCGCCAUACUCGCACGCACACAGGAGAGAAGCGCUUUCUGUGCCCGUUGUGCGACAAGCGCUUUAUGCGCAGCGACCACCUGAUCAAGCACGCCCGACGUCACCCUGACUUCCACCCCUACAUGUUGGGACGCAACAAGGGCAUGUGUCCCUCCAACCUGGCUGCCCACCAUUAGAUGGUUCAGGUUCACUGGUUACGGGGGUCGGUUAACCAGCCACAAUCUGAACCAUCGUGAAAAGUUAAGCAUCGCUAUGUUGUACCUCAAAGGUACGCAUACACAAAUCGUCAGUGCUGGAUGGGAGGGGCAAGUACCAUUCACUCUCCAUCCACAGAGGAAGUCACGUGACCACUUUCCACCUGGACCAUGAAAAGGGUUGGGUAUCAUUGACUGGCACAUCAUUUGAACCAGCCCCAAAUCUAUAACUGCAGAUUUGAUGUGCUUUUCGAUUCCACUUAUCGAUUCCUGAAAUGAGUUGAGUCUGUUGCACUUUCUUUCCAAAACACCCUCUUUUAAGGGAUUCAAAAGACAAGCGCAGCGUCCGUGAAUAGCAGAACAGAGCUAGUUUUGUAAUGUGGACAAAAUGAUAGAACAAGCAGGAACGUCUAAAAAAAGACAGCACCAUUGGUUCGGUGCGUUCUUUCAUUUAAGAAUCUGCAUGUCUAAUUUGGGACAUAAUUGGUCUGCUGGAAAGAUCGUGCACAGAAAUCACCAGCAAAUAUCCACUUGAGUGUGUACUUCAUUUUUUAUUACUAAUACAUCACAGCACACGUUAUUUGUGUUGAGACUUACUCGAUAUAAAUCUUUAUUUGCUUUCAAACAUUUUUGGUUUAUUCCUGUACCCCGGGAGCCGAUGAGAAUUGGAAUCGAAAAAGCAAACAAUUGACCAAAUAAACCCAACCCUAAACUAGUAAUAACCAAUAUUUUUUUCUUAGCCUUUCUCAAACUGCAGGGAUUUUUAUUUCCAUAUUUUCUGUUUAAAAAAAAUAUCACCCAACAGCCAAAUCUCCUGUUUUCUUGUGGUUCAGUUGUAAAUUGUUGCCGCGUUCUUCAGUAGAGUUUUACUGUGAGUAGCACAAUAUUGUGAUGUUAGCUAGCACGGCAGCCUCUAGAUGCUUCUUUCUAUUUUUUAGCUUUGCAAACUCCUUUUUUUUUUGUUUUUUGCAAAUUUUAGUGGAGAUACAUUCCUUUUUUAAAUUGCAUUUAAAGCAUCAUCAUAGAAGGUAUUAUUACCCUUUAUAUUGAAUAUAACCCUCGAUGAAAUAUAAUUUUGGCCAUAAAGUGGCUCGAGCUUCACUGUAGAAGAGCAGUUUGCACGCCAUCCUAAAACCGACAUCAUCACCCAGGAAACGCUGACACAUAAUACGGAAGUAUUAUGUCUAAUAUCGAUGCAAAUGUAUAUAAGCUUUAAGCUUUUAAUGUAGAAGUAUAAUGCAACUAGCAGCUGAAGUAAUACAUGUGAUGUAGUCCUUAUAUUAGGGGGUAACGGUAUAGGCUCGAUAGGAAUGCUUUGCGUGUUGGUGUGUACGCGUGUGUGGUUUUGUUUUCUUUUUUUUUGCUAAGGAAAAGUUUCUUGAGUGGAGCUUAAUUUGCAAUCUGCUACUUUCAAAGUAAAGGUUUCUAGUUUGUAAGUGGUGUGAAACCAGACACAUUUCAGGUUAAGUCUCUACACAGCAGCCGAAAUCAAGCAAAAUCGUCUGCAAUGAAUUACUCUCACAAAAUCACACCAUCUGGUGUUUACCUAACAUUUGUGGAUUUUAGGUUGUUGAAAUAUCUUAUUGGGAACUUUGCUUCAGUAUAUAAACGUUUCGUUUGGCGAACCACGUCAAAAGAAACAGGUUUGUAGAUGGAGGUUCCCCUGUAAUGACUUCACUGCAGCUAAAAAACAACAACACGUUAUCUCAGAAAAAGCACAGACUCUGGUAGACCACAGCUUGCUAAGGCCUAUGCAAAGUGUACCCUUUCAAAAUAUCACUCAAUCUGCAUGCGCACCACCAAACUGCUGAUGCUCCAACGUUGGGACUUUGACAACAUUUAAAUCCAAAUGUUCAAAUAGCUGAGAGUGAUUAAUUAAAAAAAGAAACAUGACACAGUACUUGAGUGAUCCGGUACCAAAAUAUCAAAGUGGUGUAUUUCAGGACAAGUUGCUUCCGUGCAUGUUGAAAUGAAACACAACCUCAGUUUCCACACAGUUUGUCCAGCAUGGACCUAUUCAUUUAGCUCAGUGAACGACACCUCUUCGGUGAACUCUGAAAGCCUUAAACUAUGUUUAAAACCACUUGUUUACAGUUUAAUCAUCAUAUAGGUAUAUAUGUGUAUAUAUAUAUUUAUAUAUAUGUCCUUUGUUGGGGCGCUCGACACACACUCAUUAUGCAAUAUGGCACUUUUGUCUUACAGGUGUAGUUGGCUAAAUAGCAUCAGGGCUUGCACUGUGACUAUACAAGUGUUUAAGUGAGCACUGUGGAACUUUGCAAAUAAGUUACUGGUUUGUCAAACUGCCUUCUGUCCAAGUGCUUUAGAAAGGGUGAUGACAGGGCUGCAUAGCUGUCACCCGUGUUUGUUGGCAUCUCAUGUCGUGGACAUUUCUCAGAUGGACACUAGUUUGUUCUGUUUUACACAACAAUCCUCCCUGUUUUUGUCCAACUACUACCAGUGCAGGGGUGUCCAAACCUUUUGCCUUGAGGGCUGCAUUGAGCUACAAAAAAUUGACCGGGGGUUGCAAACCGACUGCAUGUAAAGGAACAUACAGUAUUGUGUGUGUGUUAUACAUACAUACACACACAUAUAUAUUAUACAUACACACACUAUAUAUAUAUAUAUAUAUAUGUGUGUGUGUGUGUGUGUGUGUGUGUGUGUGUGUGUGUGUGUGUG